ACAGUGACAUGUUGAGCAUUUAUGGGUGGCAGGUUGGCGCAAAAGUAUGUAACGCAUAAAAUGAACGAUUGUCAGACACUUAGUUCAUCUGUUUAGCAAACUGCUGAAAACAGCAGCUCUGCUAAAAUCAACACGAAAUGCCAACAGCUCGGCCCAUAGUAACUGUUGUGCGCGCUGGCCGACAAAGUUAUGCAGCUGGUUUGAGAAUACAGCAGGAACUGGCUAAACAAAAUGUGUCACAGUAUUCAGAAUUUCGUAAUUUCCUUUUGCUAUUGGAGCAUGACCCAGUCUACACCAUUGGCAUACGAACCAAAGGCUACACAGAUGAGGACGAGAAGAAACUGCGCAAACUGGGCGCCGAUUUCCAUCGUACUGAUCGCGGAGGUCUUAUAACAUUUCACGGUCCCGGUCAAUUGGUUGCCUACCCGAUAAUAAACCUGCGCCAGUUCACGCCAAGCAUACGAUGGUACGUCGGCACACUGGAACGCACAGUGAUCGAAACUUGUCGUCAAAUGGGCAUACCAAAUGCAACUACCACAAAAGACACAGGGAUUUGGGUUGAUGAUCGCAAGAUUUGUGCUAUCGGAGUGCACGGCUCUCGUUACGUCACAACCCAUGGCAUUGGCCUCAAUUGCUCGACUGAUCUGAAAUGGUUUGAACACAUUGUGCCGUGCGGCAUCGAGGGCAAGGGCGUCACCUCACUCACAGAGGAGCUUGGAAGACACACCAGUAUCGCCGAGGCAACAGAUGUCCUGCUGGACAGCUUUGGGAAGAUCUUCGAGUGCUGCGUGCGGGCAGACACACAAGCGCGAGUCACUAAUUAAUACCAAUGAUAUGUUUAUGCU
Drosophila arizonae is the source of this 845-nucleotide messenger RNA. RefSeq names its product Lipoyl(octanoyl) transferase 2 (gene Lipt2). The record is from RefSeq and is a predicted model, not a curated record. Lineage: Eukaryota; Metazoa; Arthropoda; Insecta; Diptera; Drosophilidae. Gene Ontology annotation, biological process: protein lipoylation. Gene Ontology annotation, molecular function: lipoyl(octanoyl) transferase activity.